AUGCGGGGUUUAUCACGCUAUAUAAGCGAGCUAGAGACAUGCCAGUCGCAUGAGGCGCAGAAUGAAAUAGUGCGUCGAGAGAUGGAACGUGUCCGUUCCAAGCUCACGCACGCAUCCAAGUCAGAUGGCUAUGAGAUGAAAAAGUCGAUGGCCAAGGUCCUAUUCACGCAUUUGCAAGGAUACCCCGUGGACCAGAGCUACCUCGAGCCGCUCUCACUCAUGUCAAGUUCCAAGUACUCGGAGAAGCAGAUGGGCUACCUUGCUUUGUCGAUCAUGCUGCGGGACCGCUCUGACAUCCCCGCCAUGGUACUACCGAUCAUGCGUAAGGAUCUUGCGAGUUUGAAUGAAAGUGAUACGUGUCUUGCAUUGCAGCUAGUGUCUGGGAUGUCCAUGCCGGAUCUGGCCAAGGCACUAGGAGAGGAGGUGCUCAAACUCCUGAUCUCACCCACUUCAUCGGUGCAUGUUCGCAAAAAAGCGGCUCUCACCGCGUUAUCCUUCUUUCGGCUGGACCCUUUGUUUGUGGAUUUGGCUGCAUGGGUAGACCGACUGGCUGUGCUCCUGCAGCACCGACAUCACGGCCUGGCCCAAUGUGUGUCGUCCCUUGUAACGGCGCUCGUUCAACAUGCGCCGUCGGAGUACCCCAUGUUUUAUCGACCAGCUGUUGAGCAGCUCUGUCAGAUCCAGCUCGAGAAGGACCAUCGCCUCGAGUACAUGUACCAUCGCGUCCCGGCUCCCUGGCUCCAGGUGCAGCUGCUAGCCCUGCUUCGCGUCUAUCCCGAAGUGCCUAAGGAGGCACGAGGUGUGGAAGCGAAGCUGCAGAAUGUAUUUGCCAGUAUAUGGAAGCGCGAUACAUUGCAUGCGAUGACGGCUGACGUGCACGAAUCCAAUGCGCUCUAUGCUGUGCAGCUCGAGGCGAUACGUCUCGCGGUGCACUUGGACCCCAGUUCGUAUGUGGUGACACGUUCAGCGGCCCAGGUAGGGCGCUUCCUAACAUCGUCACAGAGCAAUGUGCGGUACUUGACGAUGGAAGUGAUAACGCUCCUUGCGCACGAUAUGCCAUCGUUGCAGCCCAUCCAAACGCACAGUGACAUGAUUUUUUUGUCUCUGAGCGACAAGGAUAUUAGCGUGCGUCGACGCGCCUUGGAUUUGUUGUACGCCAUUUGUGAUCGCACGAAUGUACGGGACAUUGUGCAGCGGCUGCUCGACUACUUGCGCGUGGCGGAGGCGAGUCUGCGUCAAGACAUGACAUUCAAGAUCUCGCUGCUGGCCGAGCAGCAUGCGAGUGAUUCGACGUGGUAUAUUGACACGACGCUGGAGCUCUUUCAUUUGGCCGGUAGACAUGUGGACGAUGCUGUAUGGCACCGCAUUGUGCAAGUCGUGACAAAUCAUCCCAAGGUGCACAAAUAUGCCGCUCAACGGAUCAUGGUGUAUUUGCAGCAGGCGCUAUGCUACGAGACCCUCGUGAAGCUUGGCGCAUACUUGCUCGGAGAAUAUGGAUUCCUCAUAUCAGAUCUAGCGGGCGGCAGCCCGCUAGAUCAGUUUCAGUCACUCCAUCGGCACAUGGCGUCGUGCUCGCCGAGGACGCAAAGCAUGUGUAUGUCGACCUAUGCGAAGUGGGCCAGCGUGUAUCCCGACAUGCAGGACCUACUGCUAGACGUAUUGCAGCGACACACGCAUGUGCUCGACGUUGAGACGAGGCAGCGCGCUGCUGAAUAUGCCAUGCUCAUCCAGCUGCAGCGGCAGGGCCAUGUGGACUUACAAGACGUGCUUGAUGAGCUCCCGCCCUUUACUUCGACGCAAUUUCGCGGGACCCAGGCGCCUGCCAAUGACCUGUUCAAACCAAAUCGCCGCAUUAGUGCUGUACCUGUCGUGUCAUCCGUACGACGUGGCGAGGCGCGACGAGCGUCCCGGCUGCCUGUCCUCUUGUCCGACCCAGACGCGCCGAGUGCAUCGGUCGUCACGUCCCCGGGCCUGUUCUCGAGCGAUGUGUCGGUGGAUCUGGUCGACUUGCAGAGUGUACGCAUCGACUCGCCUUCCUUGGAUUCCGCAAGCGAGCAGCAUCCGUGGGCAUCCGCCUCUGACGUGACAGGUCCGCAAAGCCCCUUGCUCGAGCAUGCGUACCAUGAACCAGCACCCUUUCCCCUGUCAAAUGCACAACAUAUCUACCUCGAUUUGCCAUUCAUGCAGCUGUUUGCCCAUCAGGGCACAUUGUUCGAGGGCCAUGGCGGGCGCCUAGAGUACGAGCGGCAAAACACCGGCGACGCAUCUGUGACAGUGACUCUGCGCAUCCACAACACCGACGUUUUGCGUGCUUUGCACGUAUCUGACAUCCAGGUCCAGACGUCGAUCGAGGCGCAUGUCACGCACCCCGACCGCGUGGAUCCGCAAAGCUCGGUCGCUGGCACGAUCGAGUUUGUCUGUCACAGACCGUUUGACGAAUCGCCGCAAAUGGACAUGACAUGGCGCCGCGAGGCGGACGACACGCACGUACUGCAUGUGGUGCUGCCUGUGUCGCUUGCGACUUUUCUCCGGCCGUGGACGAUGGAUCGCACGACGUUCUUUGAGCAUUGGCACGCGAUGCGGUCGCAACCUGACCAGCAGGCGCAGCGUGUUUGUCGUUAUGCGCAUAUGAACGACCGUGUAUUCUAUGCUGCAGGUCUCGCUGUGCUCGCCGGUGUGGAUGCGCGCCCACAGAACGUGGUGGCUGCCGGCCGUCUUCCCGACGCUGUGCCUGUGCUGGUGCGGUGGGAGCCGAGUCCUGAGACCCAUCUCGCACGCCUCACCGUACGUGCCUCGCAUCCCGUGGCGGCUCAGGCGAUACACAAAAUGGUUCUACGAUACAUGGAUUUGAUGUAA
This is a messenger RNA of Malassezia restricta, 2856 nucleotides long. Its product is annotated as AP-2 complex subunit alpha. The coding region runs from base 1 to 2856 and encodes 951 amino acids. Gene Ontology annotation, biological process: intracellular protein transport; clathrin-dependent endocytosis. Gene Ontology annotation, molecular function: clathrin-cargo adaptor activity. The record is from RefSeq and is a predicted model, not a curated record. Gene Ontology annotation, cellular component: AP-2 adaptor complex; membrane coat. The transcript has a single exon. Lineage: Eukaryota; Fungi; Basidiomycota; Malasseziomycetes; Malasseziales; Malasseziaceae.